GAUUUUGUUGGAUUUUCCUCGCUGGAGAUUAAAAAAAAAAAACACUUAAAAGAAAGGAUUUUUAAAUUUUAAGAGCAAGAGAAAAAAAAAUUCAGAAAUAUAAAAAACUGGGAGAAGAGGAAGAAAAGAAAAGCAGGUGUGAGCUCUCCUUCUUCUCCCUUGUGUCAUUUUUACCCUCUCCUCUUAGUUACUACUAUUAUGGCCAGAGACGGUGGCGUGUCUUGCCUACGGAGAUCGGAGAUUAUGAGCGUCGGAAUGGAAUCUGCGCCGUUGGAUUUGGAUGAAGUUCAUGUCCUCGCCGUCGAUGACAGCCUCGUUGAUCGGAUUGUCAUCGAGAGAUUGCUUCGUAUUACCUCCUGCAAAGUCACGGCGGUAGAUAGCGGAUGGCGCGCUCUGGAAUUUCUUGGGCUAGACAACGAGAAAGCCUCUGCCAAAUUCGAUGAAUCGUCCAAUUUCCGAGAAGUUCCGGUUGUAAUCAUGUCAUCGGAGAAUGUAUUGACCAGAAUCGACAGAUGUCUUGAGGAAGGUGCGGAGGAUUUCUUACUGAAACCGGUGAAACUCGCCGACGUGAAACGCCUGAGAAACUACUUGACCAGAGACGUUAAGCUUUCCAACGGAAAUAAACGGAAGCUUCCAGAAGUUUCGGAUUCCGUCCACGCUUCACUUCCUCCGCCGUCACCGCCGUUGACUCUCUCGCCUGAUUCGUCGGACUCUUCUCCGCCGUUAUCUCCGGUGGAAAUCUUUUCCUCACCGCUUUCAUCCCCAAUAGACGAUGAAGAUGACGAUGUGUUGACAUCGUCGUCGCCGGAGUCUUUGACGACGCCGGAGGAAUCGCCGAUUCGACGGCAGAAGAUGAGGAGUCCCGGAUUAGAUUAGUGUUUUUACUUUUCUGGGACCCGUGUAAUAUUUAUCUCCGUUAACAUUUUACCUUUGACGGUGUUUUUAAUUGCACGUUGACUUGACGCCGUCAAUUUAUAGAUGUCCUUUAAUCUCGCUCCACGUGGGCCUUUUUCUGAUUCUAAAAGUAUAAGUUUUUCGAAUUUCCUAUAUUUAUUGUUUUAAGUAUUACAUUAUGGUUUUGACUUUUUAAAGUUUUGAUCAAGGCAAA
This is a messenger RNA of Thlaspi arvense, 1108 nucleotides long. NCBI's taxonomy places the organism in Eukaryota, Viridiplantae, Streptophyta, Magnoliopsida, Brassicales, Brassicaceae. The record is from the annotation of a GenBank genome assembly.